Messenger RNA from Lobosporangium transversale, 1421 nucleotides. RefSeq lists its product as hypothetical. The transcript is spliced from 2 exons. The record is from RefSeq and is a predicted model, not a curated record. Lineage: Eukaryota; Fungi; Mortierellomycota; Mortierellomycetes; Mortierellales; Mortierellaceae. Bases 197 to 1255 code for a protein of 352 amino acids. Gene Ontology annotation, cellular component: cytoplasm.
AAACACAUCAUACACAGAGCUUUUGAUGAGCAUGCUGUGCUUGUGACCUUAUGGAACUGCAUCAGCACUAGUGUCGCCUUCAACAUGUUACAGUAAUACAUGCUAAAAGUAAAACGAGUGCCCAUCAUUGUCCCCUUUUUUUGUUAUUGUUAAUACCCAUUCUCCCUGGAUCAACCACAGCAAGGAGGAAGGAGAAAUGUUCAAUAGACACUUGCCCAAAUACCAAAAACCUACAACAGUAUCAUCGAUGGGUGCCAUCCAAUCGUACCUUGCGGCCGAUCUUGUCAUGCCGCAUCCCCCACAUUCAUCACGUCCAUACGAGCCUGUGCAGGCAUAUUGCCAGAUGUUAGAAUCUCUGAUUCAGAAGCGGUAUCAGGAAGCCCUGGCAUACUGUACCCCUGCUACCUCACAACCCUGUCUUCGUAUCUACCGCAAUUGGCAUCCUGACGAUCAACAGCGUAAAGAAAAGCAGCUGGAACACAUCCAGAGCAGGUUCUUGCUCUCAUACCCUGCUGAAAAAUACAACCUAAUUCGGGAGGAUGAUCACUCUCCUAUCGUUAAUCCUUUUUUCAAUCUCUCUGGCUUGUUCUUUUGCGCGACUGGAUCGCCUCUGAACAGCGACAAGGAUGGCGCUAACGCAGGUGGUCCUGUUCAAACAUCACCUUACGGCACAACACGAUUCCAGGUCGAGUUUGGUCAACUUCAGAGGAUGCUUUUCCCUAGCUUCAAACUCUACUUUGCAGAUCACUACAAAGUCGUUGGUGAUUGGUACAUUCAGUUGAUUGUAGUUCCCAGCUGGAACGUCAGGCUUGAAGAGCAGUGUGUCCAGCAGGGCAUGGUUGAACUCGACAUCAGGUCUAACCCAUUCUUUUACCGCGCAGAUGAUGGCCAGUACUGGGUCAGCAAUUCUCCAAAACUCUGGAUGGAGCUCUUUAUUGGAUGUGAUACCAUUCCCACUACUGAUAUGGGCGAGGUUGUCGAAAGUCGACUGCAUGAAAAGGUUCGAAAAACCCGGAACCGUAUGACAGAACAGGAAGAGCGAGAGAGACACGCUCGGGUCAUUGAGAAUGUUGCUAGAGACCUUACUAGGCUGGCUGAAGGUCUGAGGCAGGGAUUAGGUCCAGUCGAUCAUGAGCUAGUUGAUUUGACAUAUGGUCUGUCAAUGGCUCGGACACAGCUGGGAGUAAUGCAAUCUGGUCCAGGUAGCUUACCUCAUGUUGAGAUGGAACAUAAGGAGCAGUCUCGCGAGGAAUGAAAGGUCUUGCCGUGAUGCUGAUGUCAACAUUGGGAAUAUAAGACGUCUCGUCGUUGCCAUCGUUUCUCCCACCUUUUUUUUUUUUCUUGGUUGCUUCCCAUUCUUGUUUCAUUCUUUUUCUUUCUUAUUCUUGCUGCCCAAUUCUUCAUCUCAAACCUGCAGUCGU